AUCAAAGUAUACUUUAACCCGGCUCAUUACACCGUCAUGGAAAAUGUGGGCCAAUUCGCAGUCACUAUUAGCCGAGAGGGAGAUCUCAAACCCACAGUUUGUGUGGACUUCAAGACGGAAGACGGAACGGCAAACGCCGGCUCUGAUUACGAGCCAAUCGAAGGAACCAUUAUUUUCAGACCCAACGAAAUGCAUAAACAGGUUUUCAUUACAGUCAUCGACGACGACCUCUUUGAAGAAGACGAACACUUUUACGUUCGCUUAAGUAAUCCGCGGUAUUUGAGUCACGAUGGAUGCACACCAAUGAACGGCGCUAUCAGUAACACCAAUAAGAGUCCACCACUCCUACAACUGGCCACUCCGGCCAUCGCCACUGUCAUGAUCCUCGACGACGACCACUCAGGCGUCUACUCAUUCGCUGAGAGUCAGUACGAGGUCUCGGAGUCUGUGGGCGAAUACCAUCUGAAAGUGAACCGAUUCAGUGGCGCCCGGGGAAAGGUAUCCGUUCCCUACCAUACCUGCGAGGGAACCGCCAAACAUGGCGUCGAGUUCGAGAUGACUGAAGGCGUCGUAUUCUUCGACAAUAACCAAACGUCUCAAGAAAUUGUGAUUCACAUUAUGGACGCCGAGAGCUAUGAAAAAGAUGCCGUCUUUUACGUGGAAUUGGGUGAACCCGUGCGCGAAGAGGACUCCAUCGAAGAGUUUGAUGACCAAAAAGAUCCAAAUCACCAGUCGUUUGACGAGAAGAUUGCACUCCUGGGUAAACCAAAACUGGGAGAGAUCUACAAGUGCUCCGUAAGAAUCAAAGAGAGCAAAGAAUUCAAGAACACUGUCGACAAAUUGAUAUCCAAAGCAAACACUAAGAUCUUGAUGGGAACGUCCUCCUGGAGGGAUCAGUUCAUUGAUGCGAUCACUGUGUCCGCCGGUGACGACGACAACGCCGAUGAGGACGGAGAAGAGGGGGAACGGGAGGAGAAGUUGCCGACCUGUUCAGACUAUGUGAUGCAUUUGUUCACACUUUUCUGGAAAAUAUUGUUCGCAUUCGUGCCGCCGACAGAAAUGGGCGACGGGUGGGCCUGUUUUGUGAUCAGCAUUAUAUGGAUCGGCAUUUUGACGGCAGUCGUCGGAGAUCUGGCCUCACAUUUCGGUUGCACUGUAGGCCUGAAGGACUCGGUGACGGCCAUCUCGUUCGUGGCGUUGGGCACUAGUAUUCCGGACACGUUUGCGAGCAAAGUGGCCGCACAGAACGACCAGUUCGCCGACUCGUCCAUCGGGAACGUGACGGGCAGUAACGCCGUCAAUGUCUUCCUGGGCAUUGGCAUCGCGUGGACUUUGGCCGCUAUAGUGCACGCAUACAGAGGCACUCAAUUCCGUGUAGACCCGGGAUCUCUGGUCUAUUCGGUCACUCUGUUUAGUAUCUGUGCUUUUCUCACGUGUAUUGUACUUAUGAUCAGACGAAGACUCGGCGGAGAGUUAGGCGGACGUAUGCUCUAUAAACUGCCGGCCGUUAUAUUAUUUGUGUGUUUUUGGUUGUUUUAUGUGUUGAUGUCGAGUCUCGAGGCCUACAAAAUGAUUCCCGGAUUCUAA
Messenger RNA from Oppiella nova, 1587 nucleotides. Lineage: Eukaryota; Metazoa; Arthropoda; Arachnida; Sarcoptiformes; Oppiidae. The record is from the annotation of a GenBank genome assembly.